This is a messenger RNA of Boleophthalmus pectinirostris (great blue-spotted mudskipper), 2115 nucleotides long. RefSeq names its product glycolipid transfer protein domain containing 2b (gene gltpd2b). Lineage: Eukaryota; Metazoa; Chordata; Actinopteri; Gobiiformes; Gobiidae. The record is from RefSeq and is a predicted model, not a curated record. Gene Ontology annotation, molecular function: ceramide 1-phosphate transfer activity; ceramide 1-phosphate binding. Bases 567 to 1472 code for a protein of 301 amino acids. Gene Ontology annotation, cellular component: cytoplasm; cytosol; membrane. Gene Ontology annotation, biological process: ceramide transport; intermembrane lipid transfer. The transcript has 4 exons.
CGGAGGAGUAGAGCAGCAUGUGCGUAUACUCGAGCUCAGGAGCAAUAUAACGUAUAUGUAAGAGAUGUAUGUGGAAGGGAAAGAGGUGGGUUACUGGCGGACAAGCUUAGCCAAGCAGUGGUUUGUUAUCUCCCAGCGCAAUGUGGCCAAAUGAUCUCUGAACCCACAUUGAGCAACACGAGGAGCAAAAGCAGCAAGAGGGAGAGAGGGAGGGAGAGAGACGUCAAAUGUAGUGUGAAACAAAGGCAGGGCUGAAGCCGGUGCUUAGAGAAAGAGAAAGGGUGAGGUAGUGAGACGAGAGAGCUGUGGAAAUAUGUCUGUGUAAAGAGGGGGGCAGUGGAGGAAAGGGAACUUUUGGAGUGUAGAUUUUUGGGGAGGAGUAUGAGAGAUUUGAGAGUGCGACAGAGGGAGGGUCAGCAGAGGCAAGGUUCUGCUUCAGAGGGAUUGUGGUGACAGCCAGUACGAGGCAACGGGCACCCAUGUGAGACCCCAAAGAAUUAAAGAAUACAAAAGAUCGACUGAAGGAUCAGGAGGAGAAACAGCCAGAUUUAAAGCUGGACUUCAGCAUGGGCGUGAAGAGCAAGGCUGCCCUGGCCAUCGUAGUCUUACUGCUCUUCCUUGGCUCUCUUUGGCUACAAGGCGGCCUGGACUACCACUGGGAUUCUUGUAUUAAGGGCUAUAAUCAUGUGAAUAAGCUCCACCAUCUGUACAACAGCAGUGAGGCCACAGUGCUGGAUGGCCCUGUGGUCAUCGAGGUGUGUCCUGGACAGAAGUUCCAGGUGUCUCUGUUGCUGUCCCACCUGCAGGCUGGGCCCACCGACCCCUCUGAUGUCUUACUGGAGCCCUAUCUCGCCAGCUGGGAUGAACUGGUCAAAUUUAUGGAAGCUCUGGGACCAAUGGUGGGACUGAUUUCCAAAGAAGUAGAAACAAAGACUUCUAUUAUCCGUCAGUUGGCCAGUUCACCAGAGGACAAUCCUGAGGCUGAGCUGAACCCUGAGAUUCUUCCCAUGAAGACAGGAUCAGAGCAGAAGCCCCCCACUCACACCCCCGCAUACCGCUCAGUGCGCUCUAUGAUCCGCGUGGAGCUGGAGAAGGACAUGGUGGACUUCCAUCAGCAGACAGACUCAGGCUGUAGGACUUUGCUGCGCCUCCACCGAGCACUGCUCUGGCUCAAGCUCUUCCUAGCGAAACUGGCUGACACCCCAGUGACAGGUCGCCUGAGGAGCCCCUCGGACCUGUGCCGCGAGGCAUACCAAAAAAGUCUGGCCAAUCACCACACCUGGUUUGUGCGGCGGGCGGCGGAGCUGGCCUUCAUCGCCAUGCCUGAGCGUAACUUCUUCUUCAGGCUGGUGUGUGCGCAGGACCAGGUGGAGCUCAGCUUCGUGCUCACUAAAGUGGUCCAUGCUCUGGAAGAGGUCUACAACAGAACGCAGAUCGCACUGGAAGAACAUGGUAUGCUGGACUUACCUUAAGAACAACCAUUUUUCAUGUGCCAUAUGUUUACUAAGUGCUGCAACAAUCAAUGAGAGCCACUUUGCCUUGAGAGAGAUGUUCCUCUUCAGUCGCUGGGAUAAUAAGGUGGUCAUGUUAUGUUUUACCAUGAAGAUGCACUUAAAGGCAGCUGAUUAUGAACUGUCUGAAAGCACUGUGUAGACAUGCAUAUUGUAAAGAGGGCUUAGGGCUUGGUCAAAAGGGUCCAGAGCAAAAUCAUGAGGUUCCAUAGUGCAAAAUACCUAAGCUCCACUUUGACCCACAUUAUGAGGACCACAAGUUCUGUGUUUUGGGGCACUGUACUUGACACACAUAAGUGUACCUUCUUAAUGUAAAAGAGGUUGUUUGGGCCAUAUUUUCUGAAAGCAGUAUUAACAUAUUUCACACUUUGUCAAGGGAGCCUAAAAGAGAUAAAUUAUUACUAUUUAUCUAAAUUUAAAAUGCUGUUAAAAUAAGAGCAUCUUAUGUAAAGGAGUAUGCUACCUCAAGAAAAGGUUUUGUUACCUUAUAAUGGCCUACUACAUUUACAAUUAAUAUACUGUAGAAUAAUUAUGUAUUAGCUGUAAAUUUUACAGAGAGAGAGAGAAACUUUAAUUGUAAUGUGCUAUCUGAGUUUUGAUAUUU